UGCUGUGCAGGAGGUGACUUCAUCUCAAAAUACGCGUAGUUGUGUUAUUAAAAGUGAAUUUACCCAGUAAUAUUAAAUUAUUUAUGCACAAGAUGUCUUAAGUUACACUAAGUUGAGGGCUACACUGAUUCCGGUUGAAGUGAUGGGCUUUAUACGAGUUAAACUUAUCGAAGUAGAACAGGCUGACGAAUGGAAAGCGAAUUCAAAUGGACCAUUUGAUCCAUACUGUGCGAUACAUAUUAAAGAAGCCGUGCAAACGCCGGGUCAAGGCGUUCAACUUGUCCAGAAGAAAAGAACAAUCUACCCAGAAUGGAACAAGUGUUUCGAUACUCAUCUUUACCCUGGACGAGUUAUUUCUGUUGUUGUGAUGGAAAAACCAAACGUUUAUCGAGGAGACACAACAAUUGGUGUUCAAUUUUUGGUAGACCAAUGUAAAAAAGAUGGCUUUUCGAGUUUAUGGCUUGAUCUUAGCCCAUGUGGUCGCCUCCUUGUGCAAGUUAGACAUUUUGCAGAAGCAGCAGAAGAUCCAUCUAAAGGCUUUGAAGGACCUGCCAAUAAGAGUGGAUUGACUGGCCGACGUGGUGCUAUUAGGAAACAGAAAGUUCAUGAAGUUCGUGGUCAUAAAUUUGUGGCACGCUUCUUUAGACAGUUUGUCUUUUGUUCAGUGUGCAAAGAUUUCUUAUGGGGAUUAAACAAGCAAGGCUAUCAGUGCCAAGUUUGUACUUGUGUGGUUCACAAACGAUGUCACAGUCAAGUUUUAAGUACUUGCCCAGGAGCUACAGAUGUUAAUGAAACCAAGAAACUGAAAGAAAGGUUUAAGAUUGACAUUCCUCACAGAUUCAAGGUCACCACCUACUUGAGUCCCACUUUCUGUGACCACUGUGGUUCCAUGCUUUAUGGGCUAUUUAGACAAGGAUUAAAAUGUGAAGCUUGUGGUAUGAACUGUCAUCACAAAUGUCAAAAACAUGUUGCAAAUUUGUGUGGAAUUAAUCAAAAAGCAUUUUCUGAAGCCCUUGGACAAGCUAAUGCUGAUAAACAAAGACGACUGAGUCAGUUGCCACCAUCACCCACCCAUGAAUCCUCUGCUCCAUCAGUUGCAAGUUUCGACGACGCAAUCUUGGAGAAACAAUACGAAAAGAUAGCUGAUGAAUACGAGGAAAUGUGGCAGGCUGAGGCACCGAGGCCUCCACCGAGAUCAAGUAGUGUUAGCAAACCUAGCAAGAAAUACACGCUGCAAGAUUUCACGUUUCUUAAAGUACUUGGUAAAGGAAGCUUUGGAAAGGUCCUGUUAUCAGAAUUAAAAAGCACCGGUCAAGUAUUCGCUAUCAAGGCUUUGAAAAAAGAUGUUGUUUUAGAAGAUGACGAUGUGGAAUGCACAAUGAUUGAGAGAAGAGUUCUGAGCAUCGCAAGUCGACAUCCAUUUUUAACUUCCAUCAUUUGUGCCUUCCAGUCCAAGGAACACUUAUUCUUUGUCAUGGAAUACGUGAAUGGAGGUGAUCUCAUGUUCCACAUCCAAGUUGCGGGCAAGUUUGAUAACUAUCGUUCAUGUUUCUAUACUGCUGAAAUUGUUUGUGGCUUGGAGUUCCUACAUAGUCUUGGAAUCAUAUAUAGAGAUUUAAAAUUGGACAAUGUUUUAAUGGACUCAAAAGGUCACAUAAAGAUCGCUGACUUCGGCAUGUGCAAGGAGAAAAUACUGGAUGGAAACAAAACGUCAACAUUUUGUGGCACUCCAGAUUAUAUUGCGCCAGAGAUUUUGAAAGGUCAAAAAUACGAUGCUUCAGUGGACUGGUGGUCACUUGGUGUUUUGCUCUAUGAAAUGUUGAUUGGGCAGUCUCCGUUUGCUGGCGAGGAUGAAGAAGAUCUUUUUGAUUCGAUAUGUCGUGAUAAAGUUCAUUAUCCAAAGUGGAUCUCACAAAGUGCCGUAUCUUGUAUGGUCCAGUUGUUGGAGCGUAACGUUGGCGACAGACUUGGUUACAAAGAGGGCAGCAAUGGAAAUAUACGAAAACACGAGUUUUUCUCCAAACUGAAUUGGAGACAGUUAGAAGCAAGACAAAUUGAAGCUCCGUUUAAACCAAGCAUUCGUUCACCACGAGAUGUAGAAUAUUUUGAUGCCGACUUCACUGCUGAAGCGCCUAAACUAACGCCCACAGACAAAGCUUUACUGGCUUCUAUUGAUCAGAUUCAAUUCAAAGGCUUUUCAUAUGUCAAUCAGCAUUUUAACCGUGAUUCUUAGUAAUAUGUAAGUGACUGAAGACCAUGUUGUGAUUUUAUAUAUACAGAUAUCUAUCAUACGCUCUGACUUUUAUCGUAAUGCUUGAUGUAGACUAUUCACAAUUAGUUUGCUAUCAGUAUGGAAAAUUAUGUAAUUAUAGACUAAUCGCAGGGCUGUCACACGCACCUUGGUUUUGGUUUAACUUAAGAAAAGGGUAUUUAUGGCAUAAAUUAUGCACAAUCAUGUGACUCGCGCAGGCGCUGUUUGAACUAUGACGACACCAGGCCAUUGCACCAGGCUGCGUCCAUUCGGCUUGAUGAUGAUGUGAAGUUAAGAAGCCGUGAAACAUUUAACAACUUGCAGUUGUGUGAUUGUUAUAUAUUUAUUGAAUAACCACUUUGAAAUAUUAGUCAAAACCAAAAAGUUCGCCAAGAAAUUCACCGCGAGUUGCAACGAAAUUUCAGACACAAAAUCAUGUUGUGGUAAUAUCAACGAACCUUAGCGAUAUUUUUCGUACUAAACAUGCUACUAAAGAGGGCGAUAGAAACCAGUGAAAUGAUAGAACCCCGUGCUUAACCGUGAUUAAAAGAACUAUCCGAAUCUCUAUUCUAAUCUACCCAUGAAACGAUUUUUUGUCGUUGUUCGAAGGUCACUAUAUACAUGAAGCAUCAAAGAGGAUAUUCAACUAAAGCAUAUACAUGUAUCAGACGUAUAGUUUCUUUGGCAUCCGUAGAGAGCAUAGUGAAAAAUACUGAUUUUAUGGAGAUUUUUUAUACAGUUUUAUUCUUAUUACAAGUAUAUAUAGAAAUGUUUAUGAACUAUGACGUCACUUUACCAGAGCGCUUUUCUUGACUAAAAUGGUCAGACUAUUUUGACACCGGUAAACGGAGAAUAGAAACUUUAUUUUCGAUAUUUUUGAAAUGCUCGGUCCUUAUACUAAAACAACCAGUAAUCUGUCUAUACAGAAAUUGAAAUACAUUAGGGCCAGUCGCGGGCCAUUUUUACUGUAACAGGAAAGCGUCCCUAGUAAAGUUGCUUAGAUAUAGAUUAUCACUUUUUCUACCGUUAUGUUCCUUCAGAUUUAUAACGUAUAUAACUAUUGCCCUUUUUAUUAUAGUCUUAGGAAUCAUAGAUAAAUAAAAGUUAACGAAUUAA
Dendronephthya gigantea is the source of this 3367-nucleotide messenger RNA. RefSeq names its product protein kinase C delta type-like. Gene Ontology annotation, biological process: protein phosphorylation. Gene Ontology annotation, molecular function: diacylglycerol-dependent serine/threonine kinase activity; ATP binding. NCBI's taxonomy places the organism in Eukaryota, Metazoa, Cnidaria, Anthozoa, Malacalcyonacea, Nephtheidae. Bases 143 to 2233 code for a protein of 696 amino acids. The transcript has 16 exons. The record is from RefSeq and is a predicted model, not a curated record.